Macrobrachium nipponense is the source of this 2140-nucleotide messenger RNA. RefSeq names its product thyroid hormone receptor alpha-like. The coding region runs from base 71 to 1573 and encodes 500 amino acids. Lineage: Eukaryota; Metazoa; Arthropoda; Malacostraca; Decapoda; Palaemonidae. Gene Ontology annotation, biological process: positive regulation of transcription by RNA polymerase II; negative regulation of transcription by RNA polymerase II; cell differentiation. The transcript has 4 exons. The record is from RefSeq and is a predicted model, not a curated record. Gene Ontology annotation, molecular function: zinc ion binding; nuclear receptor activity; RNA polymerase II cis-regulatory region sequence-specific DNA binding.
CCUCGACGCAGCGCUCAGGAGAGGUUUGUGUGACGGCGCUGAUUUCAGACUCUGAUGAGGCCGAGACAAGAUGGCAUUCUACGAAGAGUCCAGGGAGGAUCAUCAGUUUGGUCUUGGCGUCAAGGAAGAGAGAGAUUUCAUGGAAUUGGAUGAUGACAUCAAAGACAUAACUAAGGAGGAACUGGAAGACUAUGAUACAGGGGGAACUGGAAUAUCCUCGAGUGGAGACCAGAGUAACACAGGCCAUAAGGUUUGCAGUGUUUGUAGGAGCAGCGCGAAGAGUAGUCACUUCGGGGCGCUGUGUUGUGAUCCAUGUAGGGCGUUCUUCAGACGGAGCGUCCAGAAUAACCUCUGGGAGACGUUCAUCUGUUUCAAGGACGGUCGUUGCGACAUCACUAAAAACAGGAGAUCGUGCCAGCGCUGCAGGUUUAAGAAAUGCCUCAGUUCAGGGAUGGACAAAUCCCUCGUCAUGACUGAAGAGGAGAGGAAGGCUCUCAUGAAUCGAAAGAUCGAGAGACGGAAACAGAUUGCAUUAGAGCACCAGAGAUUUGGAGGGGCUCCACAACAGACCAGUUUUGACACACAUGAAGAACUUAAUGAUGCAUCUAGUCAUAACCCUGACCACGAAGACUACGGACGUUCUACUGACGUGCAGCAAAGUAGAACAAACCCAGUCGACGAGUACGCUGUCAGUAAAAUCAUUGACCUCCAGAAGCUCCUCCGAAAGUGUCUCACCUUUCCUGAAUUUCCGAACCACCAUUACGAGAGAGAUCCGGACAUCAUUGAGAAUCUCUUCAUUGUUUUCUGCAAAAAUAUAGGAAGAUUUUUUGGCUCAGUUCCUGAAUUCAGAGAGUUAGAUCCUGCUUAUCAGGGGUUGCUCCUAAAACCUGCUGUGGCCAAGGCCAUGUUUAUCUUUGGCACUCACCAGUACGACCCCACCUCUAAUUGUUGGCCAAGGGUCCCCCUGAGUCCUUCAUGUAAGUUCCCUAGUAUUUCAAUGUCUGAUAUGGAAAGUUUCAUUGACGAUGAUAUUACAAUGCGAAAAUGGAAAGCUUUCAUCGAAAAAUUUCUUUUGUUUUUCUCUGAUGAAGUGGUCACACUUUUAACUCUGGUCGUAUCCCUCUUCGAUUAUAAAGAUUCCAACUUCAUGUUCGUCUCAGAGAUAGCCCUUAGACAGGCCAAAUACCUUCAGUUAUUCAAAUUCUAUUUGCAAAGGAAACAUUGCCAGACUUCGAAUACUAUGGCAUAUCUCUCUUAUCUGAAGACUUCUUUAACGUACGUUGAGGAACUGAAGGAGUGUUUUCAAAGCUCGACAACUGAAGAAAAUGAAGGUGCCGAUCAGGAUGACAGUACUUGUCCAUUUUCAGAGUCUUUGAGUAAUUCUGAAGGGAAUGGCAUCGCUGCCACACGUGACCCCCUGAUCCUAGAUGAUGCUGAAGGUUUUUCAUUCCUGCCUGCAGUUAGCACAGAUACAAAGGAGAUGAUUUUUUAUAACUCUGAGUCACCUCAAGUGAUGCCCUUACCAGUUAAGGAUGAGAAGGAUUAUAUCUCUAUUGGUUACCCUCCUUUAUGAAUAGAUUACUUUGAGAAACACAACCUCACUUAUUGAUUUAGCAGCUUUGGUUAUUUACAUUUCUUACUAAUUCUAGUAAAACUGAAAUUGUUUUGUAAAUAAUAAAAAAAAUAGAAAAGACUGACAUAACAGAUGUACAAGUUUCAAAGAAGUUAUUUAACACAUCGUUAUACAGUGGAACGUGCUAAUCGACGUUCAAUAGAGGAUCUAGAUCUCUCUUAAUUAAGAUUUUUACAUACCAAACCAUUUAUCUAAACUCAUUAGCACUUUUUAAAGUAGUAGUGAAUGUCUAUAAACUUUUCCGUAGUUUUUUAAAGAGCAUGAUCCUAAAAUCCUAAUAUGUAUAACCUUCAAGGUGUGGUGAGACACUUGUCUGCGAUGCAGACAAAAGUGCCAAUAUGUUAAUCACCUCCCUUGACAAAAAUACAUGAAUUCAGUCAAAUAUACGAGCAGGAAAAAUGCAUUACAAUAAGAACGGUUACCUGGUAUUUUUCAUGUUCUGAUCUCAAAUGGAUUGAAUGUAUUAGAAUGAAGUUUCUUUUGUCCUGGAGAGAUUUACUCUUUUAG